Molecule: messenger RNA, 2034 nt
Organism: Phalacrocorax carbo (great cormorant)
Lineage: Eukaryota; Metazoa; Chordata; Aves; Suliformes; Phalacrocoracidae
Source: RefSeq, a predicted model, not a curated record
CCCCGCGCGGAGCCCGCGCUCCUGCCCUGCUCGCGCUCUCUCGCUCGCGCUCCCCGGGGUCUCCUCAGUCCUCAAGCGGCGGCGGCGGCGGGGGGGGGGUCGGCGGCGGCUCCGACUCCGACCAUGUCGGGCGAGGAGGAGGCGGCCGAGCUCACUAUCGCCGAGGACCUGGUGGUGACCAAGUACAAGAUGGGGGGGGACAUCGCCAACCGGGUCCUGCGUGCGGUGGUCGAAGCGGCGAACUCCGGAGUGUCGGUUCUCUGCCUGUGCGAGAAGGGAGAUGCCAUGAUCAUGGAGGAGACUGGCAAGAUCUUCAAGAAGGAGAAAGAAAUGAAAAAAGGUAUUGCCUUCCCAACGAGUAUAUCAGUAAAUAACUGUGUCUGUCACUUCUCCCCCCUGAAGAGUGACCAAGACUACAUCCUCAAAGAAGGAGACUUGGUCAAAAUUGACUUGGGAGUCCAUGUCGAUGGCUUCAUAGCGAAUGUAGCACACAGUUUUGUCAUAGACGCCUCAAAGGAAAACCCUGUGUCAGGCCGUAAAGCUGAUGUCAUCAAGGCGGCUCAUCUCUGUGCCGAAGCUGCUCUGCGCUUGGUAAAGCCUGGAAAUCAGAACACACAAGUGACAGACGCGUGGAACAAAAUAGCCCACUCGUUUCACUGCACGCCGAUUGAAGGGAUGCUGUCGCACCAGCUGAAACAGCAUGUGAUCGAUGGAGAGAAAACAAUCAUCCAGAACCCUACAGACCAGCAAAAGAAGGACCAUGAAAAAGCAGAAUUUGAGGUCCAUGAAGUUUACGCUGUUGAUGUUCUCGUCAGCAGUGGAGAGGGAAAGGCAAAGGACGCUGGACAGAGAACUACAAUUUACAAAAGGGACCCCUCCAAACAGUACGGCUUGAAGAUGAAAACCUCCCGUGCCUUUUUCAGUGAGGUGGAGAGGCGCUUUGAUACUAUGCCAUUUACUCUCAGGGCAUUUGAGGAUGAGAAGAAGGCCAGGAUGGGGGUGGUGGAAUGCGCCAAGCACGAGCUGCUCCAGCCUUUCAACGUCCUCUACGAAAAGGAAGGAGAGUUUGUUGCACAGUUCAAAUUCACAGUGCUUUUAAUGCCCAACGGUCCUAUGAGGAUAACCAGCGGCCCCUUUGAACCGGAACUCUACAAGUCGGAGUUUGAGGUGCAAGAUGGAGAACUGAAGGCCCUUCUACAAAGUUCUGCAAGCCGGAAGACCCAGAAAAAGAAGAAAAAGAAGGCCUCCAAGAACGCAGAGAACGCCACCACGGGAGAGACGGCGGAAGAGAACGAGGCUGGCGACUGAGCAGCUCCCGCUCCCUCCAUGUAGCACCCACUUCACACACACUCGCCCCUUUUCCCCCCAAAAACAGAAGCGAAAUAAUCUAGCACUGUUUGUCUCUUACGACCAAACAACAAACAGUCUGGACUUCCCACUGACUACAACCAGCUCCUAUUGACUUUGCCAAUGAGGGAGGAUUCUCUCAGCCACUUCAGACUACUUAAAAAAAGGAAAGCAGAAAAAUAAAAUCAGGAGUAAAAGCUAGUCUAUAUCCACUCUUUCUAACCUUUUAUACUACCCAUACUUGUUGAAGAGGUGAACAAAUAAGCCGAUCCCAGCGAGAGGGAGCGUAGAGAGCUGCCUGCUUUCUUCCUCCUCCUCCCCACCCCCCCCCUUUUUUUUUUUUUUUUAAUAAUUUCUCCCUUUACAGCUUUUCUUGGAGGAAAAAAACCAAAACCAAACAGCCGAUUACGCCCGACAAAAAAGUGCCCUGUGUUUAGUGAUAUGGUACGCUGGACGGUGUAAGGUGAUCUGCCUCGCUGCGCCAUCGCGGCCCCUCCCGGCCGCCCAGGCAUCCCUCUCCGUUCCCUCGGGGCGGAGGGUUUCUCUCUUCUCUUACAGCCUCUAGAUUGUACGUUGAUAAUUGGGAAAAAAUAACAAAUUUUAUGUCCCCUGUGAAACUGUAGACUGCUCUGUCUACUCUGUUCUGUCUCUGCCUUGAUUUACGUAUAAACGCUCUAUUUUUUAAUA